GCUUGCGUAGUGUAGGAUCGGGCGCGUGUGCCCCGCCGGUUCUUUCCCGGCUGGAUCUUCUGGCGCACACGGCUCCUCCUCCCGCUUUCUACCCCCCACCUCGCCGCGGCCCGGUACUAGCUUGUUAUAACGGUGAGGGAGCCGUCUGUAUCUUGUGCUCCCAAGACGGCCGUAGUGCGCUCUCCCGGCGCGUGGCAGUAGCCAUGGCAAUGGAUCAAGUGAACGCGCUGUGCGAGCAGCUGGUGAAAGCGGUGACGGUCAUGAUGGACCCCAGCUCCACCCAGCGCUAUCGGCUGGAAGCCCUGAAGUUUUGUGAGGAGUUUAAAGAAAAGUGCCCUGUCUGUGUCCCCUGUGGUUUGAAGCUGGCUGAGAAAACACAGAUUGCUAUCGUCAGACAUUUCGGUCUUCAGAUCCUGGAACACGUUGUCAAGUUUCGGUGGAACAGCAUGUCUCGAUUGGAGAAGGUCUAUCUGAAGAACAGUGUCAUGGAGCUGAUUGAAAAUGGAACACUGAAUAUUUUGGAAGAGGAGAACCAUAUUAAAGAUGUUCUGUCUCGAAUUGUAGUAGAAAUGAUCAAGCGGGAAUGGCCACAGCACUGGCCCGACAUGCUCAUAGAAUUGGACACUCUUUCCAAACAAGGGGAAACACAGACAGAAUUAGUGAUGUUCAUCCUUUUGCGACUGGCAGAGGAUGUAGUGACCUUUCAUACACUGCCCUUUCAAAGAAGAAGGGACAUCCAGCAAACAUUAACCCAGAACAUGGAAAGGAUCUUCAGUUUUCUACUUAACACACUUCAAGAAAAUGUAAACAAGUACCGGCAAGUGAAUACAGAUAAUACUCAGGAGCCAAAGGCUCAAGCACACUGUCGUGUCGGGGUGGCAGCCCUGAAUACUCUGGCCGGCUACAUUGACUGGGUGUCCAUGAGUCACAUCACUGCUGAGAACUGCAGACUCCUGGAGGUGCUGUGCCUGCUUCUGAAUGAACAGGAGCUUCAGCUGGGAGCCGCUGAAUGUCUUCUCAUUGCAGUCAGCAGGAAAGGCAAAUUAGAAGACCGGAAGCCCUUAAUGGUCUUAUUUGGAGAUGUUGCCAUGCAUUAUAUUCUCUCUGCUGCACAGACUGCUGAUGGAGGAGGCUUGGUAGAAAAACACUAUGUUUUCCUGAAGAGACUCUGUCAGGUGCUAUGUGCUCUGGGCAAUCAGCUCUGUGCAUUGCUGGGUGUGGAUUCUAAUGUAGAAACACCAGCAAACUUUGGGAAAUACCUGGAAUCUUUUCUUGCUUUCACAACGCAUCCAAGUCAGUUUCUACGUUCUUCAACUCAGAUGACUUGGGGAGCCCUCUUCCGGCAUGAGAUCCUAUCCCAUGACCCUUUGCUAUUAGCAAUAAUACCAAAAUAUCUUCGUGCUUCUAUGACGAACUUGGUCAAGAUGGGCUUUCCUUCUAAAACAGACAGCCCUAGCUGUGAAUAUUCUCGAUUUGAUUUUGACAGUGAUGAGGACUUCAAUGCUUUCUUCAACUCUUCCCGGGCCCAACAGGGAGAGGUAAUGAGGCUAGCAUGUCGUUUGGAUCCCAAGACUAGCUUCCAAAUGGCUGGAGAAUGGCUAAAAUAUCAGCUGUCAACUUCUGUUGAUACUGCAUCCAUAAACUCUGGAACUGGGGAAGGUGGCCUCUGCUCCAUCUUCUCCCCUUCAUUUGUGCAGUGGGAAGCCAUGACCUUUUUUUUGGAAAGUGUAAUCAACCAGAUGUUUCGAAUACUAGAUAAAGAAGAAAUCCCUGUUAGUGAUGGACUAGAGCUAUUGCAGAUGGUCCUGAACUUUGACACUAAGGACCCUCUCAUUCUGUCUUGUGUCCUCACUGAUGUCUCAGCACUCUUUCCAUUUGUCACCUACAGACCAGAGUUUCUACCCCAGGUCUUCUCUAAGCUAUUUUCAUCUGUCACUUUUGAAACUGUUGAAGAAAGUAAGGCCCCCAGAACCAGGGCAGUGAGGAACGUGAGAAGACAUGCUUGUUCCUCCAUCAUCAAGAUAUGUCGAGACUACCCCCAUCUUGCACUGCCCAAUUUUGACAUGCUUUACAACCACGUGAAACAACUCCUCUCCAAUGAGCUACUCCUGACACAAAUGGAGAAGUGUGCCCUCAUGGAAGCCCUGGUUCUCAUUAGCAACCAGUUCAAGAACUAUGAGCGUCAGAAGAUGUUCCUAGAGGAGCUGAUGGCACCGGUGGCUGGCAUCUGGCUUUCUGAAGACAUGCACAGAGUGCUGUCAGACGUUGAUGCAUUUCUUGCCUAUGUGGGUGCAGAUCGGAAAAGCUGCGACCCUGCCCUGGAGGAUUCCUGUGGCUUAAACCGUGCACGAAUGAGCUUUUGUGUGUAUAGCAUUCUGGGUGUUGUGAAACGAACGUGUUGGCCCACCGACCUCGAAGAGGCCAAAGCUGGAGGGUUUGUGGUGGGUUACACACCCACUGGAAAUCCCAUCUUCCGUAAUCCCUGUACAGAACAGAUUCUGAAACUUCUUGACAAUUUGCUUGCCCUUAUAAGAACUCACAAUACUUUAUAUGCACCAGAAAUGCUAGCCAAAAUGGUAGAGCCUUUCACAAAGGCUCUGGAUAUGCUUGAAGUGGAAAAAUCUGCUAUUUUAGGAUUACCUCAGCCUCUCCUGGAACUGAAUGACUCUCCUGUUUACAAAACAGUCCUAGAAAGAAUGCAGCGUUUCUUCUCCACCCUCUACGAAAACUGUUUCCAUAUCCUGGGGAAGGCAGGCCCCUCCAUGCAGCAGGACUUUUACACUGUGGAGCAUCUGGCUACCCAGCUUCUCAGCUCAGCCUUCGUCAAUUUGAACAAUAUUCCCGACUAUCGACUCAGACCCAUGCUUCGGGUCUUUGUGAAGCCUCUGGUGCUCUUCUGUCCCCCAGAGCACUACGAAGCCCUGGUGUCUCCCAUCCUCGGACCUCUUUUCACCUACCUCCACAUGAGGCUUUCCCAAAAAUGGCAGGUCAUCAACCAGAGGAGCCUGCUGUGUGGAGAAGAUGAGACUGCAGAUGAAAACCCAGAGUCUCAAGAGAUGCUAGAGGAACAGCUGGUGAGGAUGUUAACCCGAGAAGUCAUGGACCUAAUCACCGUGUGCUGUGUUUCAAAGAAAGGUGCUGAUCAUAAUACUGCUCCCCCUGCAGAUGGAGAUGAUGAAGAGAUGAUGGCCACAGAGGUAACCCCCUCGGCCAUGACGGAGCUUACAGACCUGGGCAAAUGCCUAAUGAAGCACGAGGAUGUCUGUACGGCGCUGUUAAUUACAGCCUUCAAUUCCCUGGCCUGGAAGGAUACUUUGUCCUGCCAGAGGACGACUACACAGCUCUGCUGGCCCCUCCUCAAACAAGUGUUGUCAGGGACGCUGCUCUCAGAUGCUGUGACAUGGCUUUUCAGCAGCGUGCUGAAGGGCUUGCAGACGCACGGGCAGCACGACGGCUGCAUGGCUUCCCUGGUGCACCUGGCUUUCCAGAUCUACGAGGCACUGCGUCCCAGGUACCUGGAGAUAAGAGCUGUUAUGGAGCAGAUCCCUGAAAUACAGAAAGACUCUCUGGACCAGUUUGACUGCAAGCUUUUGAACCCCUCUCUGCAAAAAGCUGCUGAUAAGCGCCGGAAGGACCAAUUCAAACGCCUCAUUGCUGGUUGCAUUGGGAAACCCUUGGGAGAGCAGUUCCGAAAAGAAGUUCACAUUAAGAAUCUUCCCUCACUUUUCAAAAAAUCAAAGCCAGUAUUGGAGACGGAGGUGCUGGACAAUGAGGAGGGUGGCCUGGCCACCAUCUUUGAACCCUGAAUCAAGCUUUUGGGCGUCCUUUCUUGGCCUUUAUUGUCAUCUCUUCUCCUUCGUAGCUACUCUCUAGGCCCCUCUUCACUGCCACCCCACUCACGUCCAUUGUCGGCCUGGAGAGAUCCAGGUUUGGAGCUGGAGAGUGGGCCCUGUGCAGGGCCAGAAGUAAUCAUACUGAAGUAUCAGGAAAGGGAGCCGGGGCUUACACCACGCUGUCUAGACCUCCCAGGGUCUCCCAUGCUGCUUGGAGUUUUGGCUUUUCCAAGAGAGAAGAGCUAGAGCAGAGCAGCCCUUCUCCCCAAGCCCUGCCGCCCCCGUGCAGCCAUACACCUGUGUAGAGUGGUAACUAGGGGUGCUGUACCCAGCACUUCAACUAGCCGGCCUUGUGGCAAGGGCUCAGCCCUGAAGUACUUGUGCCUAAGUGUUUCUCCUGGACCAUUGCAAGUCCCACUGAGCCCCCAUGCUGCUGGGCUGACAGGGAGCCUUUCCCAUCCACCAGGGGCUUGUCUGGGUCAGGUGCCAAGUGCUGAACUGAAUUUGGCCAGUUCCCUCUGUUUUAAACAAGAAUCUGGUCUGCUGAUGGGGUCCACGGAACAGGCUUUUGCUAAGCUCUGGACGCAGUAUUAAGUAUAGUACCUUCAGGGACUGGGGCUGAGUCAGCAUCUGUAGUGUUAACAUCCCCCUAAGAACCCACACGUGCCCUUCCACGAAUGACCUCAGUGUGCUUUUCCCAGCCCCAGGGUCCACUCAGGCACAAGAGCCACAGUACCCUACCUAGUGUCAAGUGAUAUCAUUGGCAUCUAAGGAUAAUCCAGACCAACUAGGCUACAUCUGUGACAAGCAGCUAGCAAAGCCACUGGUCUCUCCAAGGACUAGCUGAGUCCAGGUGCCUUCAAAAAUCUCAUGGUCUUUCAGGACCCUGGUCAUUUCUGUCACGGACCAUUUUCCAAAAGAAAAUAUGCCUUCCUAUUUUGAGUUUCCAGCCCACUUUAGAGAUCACUGGGUGGCCCUAGUAAGCAUAAGAGAAUAGAUGCCAGACCCUAGCCUUGAGGUCCUUGCUCACCAUACACAAGCUUAACCCAUACAGAAACCAUACGAUAUGUGUCCACGUGUUCUGCACAGAGGCCUGUCGAUCCAGCUCACUGAGGAGGGUUUCAGUGAGGACUGAGUGGAACAGCAUGGACAGAAGCUACAGCUUUUAGCUUGUGUUGGUCCCAGGCAAGAAGGCUUAGGAAGGGGUGAAGCUGGGGAAACAGAACUUGGUGUCCAGUAUAGUUGUUUCUGUGGCAGAGACUUGUCCCACACCCUCUUCCUGAGUGGUGCUCUGGGCUUAUCAACUGUGAAGGCCAUCUCAAAGCAUGGUUCCCUCCAAACGUGUUAGCUGCCUACUCCUCUCUGUAGUUGGGGCUGUGGAGGGCAUAGUUGUAUUUAUUGUGUUGUACUAUUUUUAACAUCUUGUGACUUCAUGCUAGAAGUUUUCUAUUGUUUAUAGAACCUUUUUGUAGAAACAUAACUCUAAAGCACAUCUGCAUGUCAGUAAAAAUCUCAAUUUCAUACAGAAAGAGCCCAUCUGUCUUUUUCAAAGUAGUGACAUACCUCAUGUCCCUGAGUGGACAGGAAGAACUGAUGGACCUGCUCUGUCAAGCAUUCUGAAACAGUAUACCAGCUAGAAAAAGAUUUCUAUCCUCAACACACGUAGACCAGGCAACCCAUACCAUUCUCCAGAGUUGUCUCUGGUGACCCCUGGAUCUGACCCUGGGGACAGUCCAAAGGGAUUGCUGUUCUUCAUACAGUUCUUGGUAACAAUGUAAAUUGACUGCUAGGGACCACUCUUUUUUUGAUCAGCAACUUCUUCCAGUAUCAAAGAGACAGCUUAACUGGCACAGUGUUUUUGUACAGUCUGACUGUGGCCACCUCGAUUUGGCAUUUCUCACAAAGCCUCAGAGGGACUUGGUCCAGACCUGCAACGACAUCUGAGCCCAAUGUUCCUGUCAGUGCCAAACCUGUUUUGAGAUUAUGGCCCAGUAUCUGUGGACUGAAACAGAAAGAGUAGUCUCAGACUAAACAAUUUGUGUUUGGGUAU
Messenger RNA from Artibeus jamaicensis (Jamaican fruit-eating bat), 5883 nucleotides. RefSeq names its product exportin 5 (gene XPO5). The record is from RefSeq and is a predicted model, not a curated record. Gene Ontology annotation, molecular function: small GTPase binding; RNA binding; nuclear export signal receptor activity. Lineage: Eukaryota; Metazoa; Chordata; Mammalia; Chiroptera; Phyllostomidae. Gene Ontology annotation, cellular component: nucleus; RNA nuclear export complex; cytoplasm. Gene Ontology annotation, biological process: RNA export from nucleus; protein export from nucleus. The transcript has 32 exons. Bases 204 to 3806 code for a protein of 1200 amino acids.